AUGGCGGUCAUCGGCUCCGGACCUGCAGGAUUUUACACUGCAUACAAGGUGAUGUCCAAAAUUGAGAACUCGGUGGUGGAUAUGUAUGAGCAUCUGCCAGUGCCAUUUGGAUUGGUACGAUUUGGUGUUGCUCCGGACCAUCCUGAAGUGAAGAACUGCCAGGACAAAUUCGAAGAAGUCGCGGAAUCCCCAGGAUUUAACUUUGUGGGAAAUAUAUCAAUUGGAGACCACGAUGCAGCAUUGCCUCUGCGAACUCUUCUGCCACAUUAUGAUGCGAUUUUAUUUGCCUAUGGGGCAUCUCGAGACCGAACAUUGGGCAUACCGGGAGAGGAUAGUUUGAGAGGCAUAUACUCUGCUCGAGCUUUUGUUGGGUGGUACAAUGGCCUCCCUGAAUAUUCCGAUCUUGCGCCAGACCUUACACAGGGAGAAGAAGCAGUAGUCAUUGGUCAAGGAAAUGUUGCUCUUGACGUGGCUAGGAUAUUACUCCAGGACCCAGAUAUCCUACGGUCUACCGACAUUACUGAAAGUGCAAUAGAGAUUUUACAGAAGAGCAAAGUCAAGAGAGUGAGGGUUGUGGGAAGGAGAGGGCCGCUGCAGGCUGCAUUCACAAUCAAGGAAGUCCGAGAACUCAUGAAGAUACCCCCCGUGGCAUUUCGUCCUGUAAAUGAAUGUCUGAUACCUGCAGAUAUCAAAAGUCUUCCCCGGCCUACUCGACGGAUCAUGGAAGUCUUGCAAAAGGGGUCCACUGCUUCCGUCUCAACAGCACCGAAGUCUUGGUCCCUAGACUUCUGUCUAUCACCAUCGGCUUUCAACCCAAGCGGGGCCUCACCGAGUCAGAUAGGUAGCGUCUCGUUUGCAAGGACGAGGCUCGACCCUAACCCCUUCGAUUUGAAGGCAAAAGCAAAGGCCACGCGUGAUAUAACUGAUGUUUCUGCGUCCCUGGCUUUCCGCUCAAUAGGUUAUAAGUCUGAAGCACUUCCAGGAUUUUCUGAGCUGGGGAUUCCGUUUGAUGAUCGACUUGGAGUUAUUCCGAAUGAUCAUUUGGGCCGAGUUAUCAAUGAUAAUGAAGGCUGGUCAGACUCCGGCACAGCACAGUUCAUUCCUGGAAUGUAUUGUGCUGGGUGGGUGAAGAGAGGGCCGACUGGUGUUAUUGCUAGUACGAUGGAUGACGCCUUUUCAACUGCAGAAUCAAUCAGAAUGGAUUGGUAUGGCCAUCUCCCGUUCCUCAAUGAGGGGAAGGGAAGUGGUCUUGGUUGGGAGGGAGUGAAGGAGGAUGCUGAAACGAGGGGCUGCAGGAGGGUGAGCUGGCAGGAUUGGAAGAAAAUAGAUGAGGUAGAAAAGUCCGUAGGGCAGAAGAAAGGCAAGGGGCGGGAAAAGUUCACCAAGGUGGAAGACAUGCUGGCGGUCCUCGACUGA
Molecule: messenger RNA, 1416 nt
Organism: Hyaloscypha bicolor E
Lineage: Eukaryota; Fungi; Ascomycota; Leotiomycetes; Helotiales; Hyaloscyphaceae
Product: NADPH:adrenodoxin oxidoreductase-like protein
Exons: 3
Coding region: 1-1416 (471 amino acids)
Biological process (GO): ubiquinone biosynthetic process
Cellular component (GO): mitochondrion
Source: RefSeq, a predicted model, not a curated record